AUGCCAGAGCAAAGAAAGUCCAAAAUCUCAGCCUCCCGCAAGCUCAUGCUGAAGAGUUUGAUGGUAGCCAAGGCCAAAGAGGAGCUGGAGCAGGAGAUUGUUGACAAGGAGGAGGAGAAAGAGAAAUACCUGGCAGAGAAAGCCCCUCCCCUGCGAACCAGUGGCAUGUCCUUCGCAGAACUCCAGGAGCUGUGCCAGGAGCUACACGACAAGAUCGGCGUGGUCGACGAGGAGCGGUACGACAUCGAGGCCAAAGUCACGCACAACACCAGAGAGAUCAAAGACCUGAACAUCAAGGUGCUGGACCUGCGGGGGAAGUUCAAGCGUCCCACCCUGAGGAGGGUGAGGGUGUCGGCCGACGCCAUCCUGCGCUCGCUGCUGGGCUCCAAGCACAAGGUCUCCAUGGACCUCAGGGCCAACCUCAAAUCCGUCAAGAAGGAGGACACCGAGAAGAAGCGGCCGGUGGAGGACAGUGACUGGAGGAAGAACGUGGAGGCCAUGUCUGGGAUGGAGGGCAGGAAGAAGAUGUUUGAUGCUGCAAAGGGCCCUGCACAGUGACAAGGUAUCGACGGAAGACGAAACAGCGGGGACUCAAGACUCCACCAAAGCACGCUUAUGAAGACAUUCGCUUUGUGUGUGUCGUCCCUUCAUGUAGUAUCAGCGUUAAACUGAGCGAAGACUGUAACAGGUU
Conger conger (European conger) is the source of this 691-nucleotide messenger RNA. RefSeq names its product troponin I, slow skeletal muscle-like. The transcript has 7 exons. NCBI's taxonomy places the organism in Eukaryota, Metazoa, Chordata, Actinopteri, Anguilliformes, Congridae. Gene Ontology annotation, cellular component: troponin complex. Gene Ontology annotation, biological process: muscle contraction. The record is from RefSeq and is a predicted model, not a curated record. Bases 1 to 558 code for a protein of 185 amino acids.